UUUUAAUUUCAGUUGGUCAUAUCUUGUCUCAGCGUCACAUCGCUGCAUCAGAUCCCUAUCAUCAAUCUUAUUACCUAUCCCUUUCUCCUAAAGCAGUGCCCUGUGAAGGAUGGGACUCUUGCUCUCCGUAUUUAUAUCAUACGUGGGUUUCCAUGAAGCUUUAGAGUGCAUGAAACAUAUAAUUAGUGGAAUAGUACCCGAUACUGAUCCGGACUUCAGCGAUCUCGUUGAAUAUUACACGCUACUGCUCCAAAAGACAGCGAACACGCCGCCGCCCCGAGACUGGACGAAUGAAUGCGGUCAAGGCUACCUCUGUCUGACCGAAGAUAAACAAGGAAUUUUAAAGUCCGCCGCUGUCAAAUUCUACGAACGUCAACCCAACUCCACUGCCAUAUUAUUUUCUACUAAAAUAUCUAGCUUCGGUCAAGAUUCAUUUGACGAAAAUUCACAAGCCAACGGUGAUUAUAGAAUAGAACGAAUUCCGACUAAAACGAAAACAAUCAUAACUGACACAUCAGAAUCAUUUAGUGUUGGACAGAAAAACAAAUCUCCUACAAAUUCAGAACAUGUUCCAGAUGAAAAUGAAGGAAUUAAUAAAGAAAAACUUACAUGGGAAUACAAACCAAAAACCCCUCCUCCGUCACCACUACCUGAAAUACUAUUCCAACCAUACAGUGGUGACAAAAAUGGAGAAGUAGCUUACAGCGAAGAGUUUUUAAGAUCACUUGACGGAAUUAAAUUCCGUCCUCUUCAGCGAAGCGAUCCGAGUUUUAGGCGGAGAUCUUUCAGGAAGCGUGCCUCUUCCUCUUCGAAUUCUUCUAGAGAAUCUCGGGCGUCCCGAGAAGAAGAGUUAAAAAUGUUUACGUCGCUCGAGGAAGCCGAAUUCAAAAACAUGAAUAGGGACCAAAAUUACAGCGGAUUUGGAAGUGCUCCUAAUUUAGCAGCGCGUUCUUAUUCCAGAAGUCGAUCGAGAGAAAAAUCGAGGGAAAGGAGAAAUGAGAGCCCGAUUCCUGAGGCUAAUUUCGACAACACAGUUGAUGGUGAAAGGCUAAGUGAGGCAAAAAUCAAAGAGGUGCCUAAACUGUCUUCAUUAGAAAGAGAUGAAUCGAAAGAAAUGCCAGAGCUUAUUUUCAGCGGCGAAUACACCAAGGCGAUGAACAAGGACUGGCACAGUAGUCACUUCUGCUGCUGGCAGUGUGAUGAAUCACUCACUGGACAGCGCUACGUGCUAAGGGAGGAGCAUCCCUACUGCAUCAAGUGCUACGAAAGCGCAUUUGCUAACGGCUGCGAGGAAUGCAACAAGACCAUCGGAAUCGAUUCUAAGGACUUGUCGUACAAAGACAAGCACUGGCACGAGGCUUGCUUCCUCUGCGCCAAGUGCCGCGUGUCGCUGGUGGACAAGCAGUUCGGCUCCAAACUCGACAAGAUCUACUGCGGCAACUGCUACGACGCCCAGUUCGCAAGCCGGUGCGAUGGCUGCGGCGAGGUCUUCCGUGCUGGAACCAAGAAGAUGGAGUACAAGACGAAGCAGUGGCACGAGAAGUGUUUCUGCUGCGUAGUGUGCAAGAACGCGAUUGGCACCAAGAGCUUCAUCCCUCGUGAGCAGGAGAUCUACUGCGCUGGCUGCUAUGAAGACAAAUUCGCCACUCGCUGCGUCAAGUGUAACAAGAUCAUAACGCAAGGCGGUGUGACAUACAAGAACGAGCCGUGGCACCGCGAGUGCUUCACGUGCACGAACUGCAACACGUCGCUCGCGGGCCAGCGCUUCACGUCCCGCGACGAGAAGCCGUACUGCGCGGAGUGCUUCGGGGAACUGUUCGCGAAGCGCUGUACUUCAUGCUCCAAGCCCAUCACUGGCAUCGGCGGCACUCGCUUCAUCUCGUUCGAGGACCGUCACUGGCACAACGACUGCUUCAUCUGCUCGCAGUGCAAGACGUCGCUGGUCGGCAAGGGCUUCAUCACCGACGGCCCCGACAUCAUCUGUCCCGAGUGCGCGAAGCAAAAGCUCAUGUAAAUACAUCGCUUUCUCUAACGCUCCCAUAAUCUCAUACGCGACUAUUCGGACAUAACCAGAUCUUCCUAGACGGAUAUUGCCACCUAGUUGUCACAUAUUUCCAUCCUCUCAACAUGCGACUAUUCGACCAUAAUCACCAGGUCUUCCCAAAAACGGAUAUCGCCAAUGUGCCACCUAAUCGCGAGAUCUUUAAAACCCUAACGGACGUUGCCAUGACAGCUUCGCUUUUGUCGUGACUAACUUCGGACUAAAGUUUUUGGUGUUGUGCAGCGAUAAGACCGUCCUACCGAUAGUCAAAAGCGCGAGAGACUGGAGCACGUUCAGAAGGCAGGACAUGCCCAGCGACCAACUUUUCGACCUUGCCGACAAAACAAACUUUCGUAAGGUCAACCUUUAGUCACUCGUUACUUCAAGUUGUUGACGAUAUUUUUAUACAAAAACGAGAAAAAUCACAAAAAAAUAUAUAUAUAUAUAACUAUAUGUAUGUGAAUGCACAAAUAAAAUAUCUAAUUUCGCUUUUUUUACUCGAUUAUUACUUAAGGUGUUUAUAUAUUUUGUUUUAAUUAUUGUUACUAAUAAAGGCCGUCUCGACCUGUAUUUAUAUAUUUAUAGGUGACAGUGUAUUAUUUAAUUAUGCUAAUUGCCAUAUAAUUUCGCUUUGGCUGUUGUAUUAGUCCCGUAGGUAUGACUUAUACGAGUAUUUGUCAAUUUACCUAGUGCAAUUCACACGAUGCCUUAAUAACAUAUCUAAGUCAAUAUCGAGAAUAUUUUGUUGUAAUCAUUAUUAUAUAUGCGAAAACAAAGCGAACUUAAAACGCCUGGUGUCGCCAGACGCUUUCAAGUUGUUUUAUGAUUAUAACUGUUAAGUGCUUGUCAUUGUUUAAACUGCGUAACAUAGUUUAAGUAUAUUUAAUAAAAUUAUCGACAAAUUAAUGUAUGUUUAUAUUAUUUAAGUAUUUAUUUACGAGUACACACUUACGUAAGUGAUCGCCGAUGGUCCGUAGAAUCUCAAAUCCAACAUGAGAUUUAACACGUCAAUGUUGCCAUACUUUCCAUCGGACGAUAGCUUCCUAACAUUAUUAAGUGACCUCGAGUCGUCUAGUUACUAAUAAAAUAAAUAAAAAAUAAAAUAUUUUUGUUCUCUAAGGGGAACCGCUCGUUACAAUAAUGUAAACGAAUGUUAUAUCUAUUUUUAAAUGAUAAUAUUGUUUUAGAUGUAGACUUGUACUUUAAGAGCGUAACAUCUGUGUUUUGAGAUCGCUGUUGCGGAAUGACCACGACAUGUCAGGGGAACACUUUGUAAGGGUAAUCGUUAAGGGUUAAAUUAUUCAAAUAUUUAAAAUAUUAUUAAUUUAUGAUUAAUAUACACUUUGAAAUUGCUUAGUUGUGUGAUCUGAUCUAAUAAUAAUUCUUAUAUCUAUCCAUAGAUUGUAUAAACAAUGAAAUUGAAUUAAAUGAUCGAAAUAA
Molecule: messenger RNA, 3481 nt
Organism: Melitaea cinxia (Glanville fritillary)
Lineage: Eukaryota; Metazoa; Arthropoda; Insecta; Lepidoptera; Nymphalidae
Gene: Lmpt
Product: four and a half LIM domains protein 2
Exons: 7
Coding region: 110-2014 (634 amino acids)
Cellular component (GO): Z disc; nucleus
Molecular function (GO): transcription coregulator activity
Source: RefSeq, a predicted model, not a curated record